This is a messenger RNA of Limulus polyphemus (Atlantic horseshoe crab), 3898 nucleotides long. RefSeq names its product F-actin-capping protein subunit alpha-like (gene cpa). The record is from RefSeq and is a predicted model, not a curated record. NCBI's taxonomy places the organism in Eukaryota, Metazoa, Arthropoda, Merostomata, Xiphosura, Limulidae. Gene Ontology annotation, cellular component: actin cortical patch; F-actin capping protein complex. Gene Ontology annotation, molecular function: actin filament binding. Gene Ontology annotation, biological process: actin cytoskeleton organization; barbed-end actin filament capping. The transcript has 9 exons. The coding region runs from base 25 to 894 and encodes 289 amino acids.
CCAAAGGCGUGUACUUCUGACAAAAUGGCUACCGAUUAUGACGAGCCAAUAUCAGAGCAGGAAAAGGUUCGAAUUGUUUCUGAUUUCGUACUGCACGCUCCACCUGGGGAAUUUAAUGAAGUUUUUAAUGAUGUGCGACUUCUUUUGAAUAAUGACACCCUCCUUAAGGAAGGAGCAUCUGGUGCAUUUGCUCAAUAUAACAAAGAUCAGCUUACUCCCGUGAGAAUAGAUGGUUCGAAAUAUACAGGUUUAGUUACAGAAUACAAUGAUUUGGGAAAUAGUCACUAUUUUGAUCCUCGAAGUCAACAGUCUUUUAAAUAUGAUCACCUAAGAAAAGAAGCCACAGAGUUCCAGUCUUAUGAACCUGAUCAGGCUGCUGAGUCUUGGCGGUCAGCAUUAGAGAAUACUUGGACUCGUUACACAGAGGACCACUACAGGCAUGGCAAUUGUUCUGUCUUUGGCCAUAGCCAUGGUGGUAACAUUACCCUUGUUGCUUGUAUUGAGGACCAUCAGUUCCAACCUAAAAACUAUUGGAAUGGGCGCUGGCGCUCAGUCUGGACAGUUACAUUUCCUCCAGGAGCUGGAACAGUUGAAUUACAAGGACUAGUAAAAGUACAGGUUCAUUACUAUGAAGAUGGUAACGUCCAGUUAGUUAGUUCUAAAGAUAUAAAAGAGUCAUUAACUGUUUCAACUGAGCAACAAACUGCAAAAGAAUUUGUUCAGAUUGUAGAAGAUGCAGAAAAUGAAUACCAAACAGCAAUUUCCGAGAACUACCAGACAAUGUCUGACACUACAUUCAAAGCCCUCCGUCGCCAACUUCCAGUCACACGCACCAAGAUUGACUGGAACAAGAUUCUUAGUUACAGAAUUGGCUCUGAACUGAAACAUCAUUAAUUUUGUUGGAUGUGCCUCAAAAUGCAAGAUUGUUAUUAAUCUAGCUCCCUCUUGUGGCACUCCCUACAAUGUUUGCUGCAGUUGCCACUACUGAAACGUUCCAUAGCUGGUCAUAUAAGAACUAUGUGUAUGAUAAAUGCCAAAAUUUGUAAGAUUUUAAGGCUACUUAUACAUUAGAACUAUCAGUGACAAGGAGGUUUGCAGGGGUUGGAAAUUUCAAAAUUAAAUAUGGUGUUGAGUUUGGUUUCAAGGUAUAAUUUAUGUUUCCCAUAAAGAAUUAUGAACCCUUUUUUUCUAUUUUUAUCAAUCUAAAAUUUCUUUUUGGAGCAUUUCUUUGAAAAGUUAGUAUGUAAGUGUGGUAAUUAUGUUACAUUUAGCUAGGUUAUAUGACACAGUAUGUAGAGAGAUGGCUACAUCUUAUUUGCAAACAAAGUCCUUUUCAUUGUGCCUUAGCACGUCUCAUGUUCUGUAGAGAACAGAUGCUGUUGGUGCACUUGACGUUUACCUGAACCUAAAACUGGAAGUAUGUGUUAUAAAAUUGUUAAACACAAUAUUAUUGACAGAAUCAAUAGUUAAUGUAAAAAUUAAAGUCAAAAUAAAUAAAUAUAAGAAAAUGUAGAAUUACUUAGUUAUAUUGAAUUCUUUACCAGGUGGGGAAAUUCUGUGUGUGUGACUUUGUAAGUUGAAGUAAAACUUGAUUUAUUAAGGUCUGUCAGUUUUUAUUGAUAUCAGCUAACAGAAAACAGUUAUAUAUAAAACAUUAAAGAAAAUUAUAAAUUUUGCUUAUGUAGGACUCGCUGCAGUCAUUGGUGCUAAACACUGAAGAAAUCUAGCUCUUAUCAUUCUCAGCAUCUUUAUUACAUUUGUUCCUUUUGUUCAAUAAUGUCUUAUUUUCUUUAAAAAAAAGUACUUGUUUAAUUAUUUGUGUAACUUCAAAAUUUGGUAUUAAUUCUGUGUUUUCUAGAACUGUAUAUAAAAAUUAUUCCUUUAUUAAAAUGUACAUACGCUGGACUUCCUCUGUAUGUAACUGGAUAUGAAUUAUUCUUCACAAACAAAUGAAUUUCAUAACUCACUCAGUAUAUCUAUCUGGAAAUAGAAGUGUGACCUUUCUGUUGUUGCAUGUUUUUCUUAUUUCAUUUUUCAAUUAUAGGGAGAUGGCUAGUAAACUUUGUGUGUUUAUUUCAUUUGAGUUUCAAGGGUAAGCUCAGAGAUUUAUGAUAAUUUGUAUCCGUAGAGUUUUUACUAUAGGCAGUUAUUUACCUAAACCCCAGGGUAAAUUUCUCUUUCUGUUUGAUUGUUCUACACUUCUUCUGUGCUUAGAUAAAGAUAAUGCACUCAUAAUUAUGGGCAUUGACUUUAUAUAUGUUAUGACAACUCAGAAAAGUAGUUUGUGGCUGGUUGGAACUGUAGUGCAAACAUGUUAUUCACCUUUAACAUAAGAAUCAAAAUAUAUUUUCACGACAAGGGUAUGAUAAUUCUGUUUAUAUUUUGAAUUUUACUUUUGAUGCUUUGGUAAUGGCUAGAUUACUUUUUUUGUUGUUUUUACCUAGGGUACCAUUUAAAACUAGAGAUAUGUUGGAUUUGUUUUUUUGUUUUUUUUAUUUCAAUAUUUUAUUGGGAACUGGAGGUCCAAACUUAUCUUACAAAAUGUGAUCAUAAAUGAGAUAUGGUACCCUACAUUGUGGCUUGUAUAUUUCUUAAAUCAGAAACAUUAGACUGGAUCAUUUCUGUCAGAAUAUUUGACCAAAUAAAUGCAAAUAAAAGAACAUUAUUUAAAUAAUAUAAGUAAAGUUAUUAUGGGCUCCUUUCAAUGAUAUAAAAUGUAAUUUUCUAAUAGUGUAUCAAUCCAGUAAUGGUCGUUGAGAAACAUAUAAGCCAAAUACAUGGAUUUAUUAUAACAGUUUUCUGUAGUACAUGUUUGUUUUUCAAUAAUUUUGUGUUAUUUUUAGUGCACUAGAUAAUUGCAAGCUCUUGGUAUUUUAUUAUGUCUGCAGGGUCAAGUUUGUUACAUUUCUAACUCAAAGUUUCAGUGUAAAUUGCGUAUGUAGGACUUAAGUGUACAACAGAAAAGUAAUGAUUUUCACUAAAAUAUUGAUGGUGAUACAUAAUGAGCUUAAUAUUAUUGAAGUAUUAUGUAUUGUUUCGAAGGUCUUGUCCAAACAGUAAACUACAGAAAAAAAGUUGAUUAUGGUACCAAGUAGCAUUUGAUGUUUAAAAGUUCUGUUUCUUCAGUGUAAAGAUUUUUUUUUUUUAAGUAUGCUUUGUAAGCAAAACAUUGGUAAUUUAGUGGCAUCUUUCAAAUUAGCGUUCUUUUAACUUGAAAAUCUGCAUAUAUUCCUAGAAUUAGUGGAGGUAUAAUAGUGAAAGGCAUUAAACUAAAUCUAGUAAUGUAUUUCUGGUAAGAGCAUUUUUGAUGCAGACUUGAUUUUUUUUGUAACUGUGCUCCAAGGGGGAGGGAGAUAAUGGUAACACAUUUUGGAAUGUAAUUAAUAAAAAUAAGAAAAAGUUAUAUGCUUUCUUAGUGUAAUAUUAAUAAGCCCUGUAAUUUACUCUUGCACAGAUUGUUAUGCAUUUAGAAUGUCUAAGAAAUUUUGUCAUUGCCUAGAGCAAAUCAAGGUAUAUGUUUAUUUAAAAUGUGGUGACAAACUAAUGAGGUUUUGCUUACUUCUAUAGAAUUUUUUUUGUGAUUUGAAAAAUGAUAUCAGUGGUAUAACUUGUAAAGGAAUGUAGAAAAAAUGUUACAAGAGAUAGAAUUAUAAAUAAUAAGUUGAAGGAUGUUUUUGUAACCAUUUUGCAUUAAUGUAGGUAGGUUUCUUUCUGCUUUAGUACUUCCCCCUUAUUUUGGUUGAUUACAUUUCUAUGUUGAAUUAAAUAAUUUGAUAGUAAUUGCUUUUGAAACCCAUUUUGUUCUACCACAAAGCAAUCCGGUGGUUGGUCAUUUAUUGUACAAGAAAUGUUUGCUGUUUGGAAAUGGGUCGUUGAAUAAAAAAAAAGAUGAAGGUUA